AUGGUUGAUGCCCUCUCCAGCUUCUGUUGGCUGGUCCCGCUGAAGACUCUAGAAGCUCGUGAGCUUUUAAAAGCUAAGUUUGCUACUAUGAGUCGUGCUGAGAAGCGCGAGUGGUCUGUUCAUUUGGCCUAUGUCAACAGAUGUGUUAACUUGGCGCCUUUGGACAAUGGCUUGACGGCUUUUGAGACUUUUUUUCAACGUCCCUACUCUAGUAUUCUUGGUCGUAAGGUUGCAGCCGUUAAUGAUUUGGUUGUCGCCAAGAAUAUGUCUCUAGAGGACACUAAAGGUCGUGGCCAACUGAAGUCUUUCCAAGUUGCAAACUAUGUUCGUCGCUGCAACCCUGCUGUCAACGACCGUGUACGCUACAAGGUUGUGAGGGUUUACAAUCGUAGUGUUGAUUUACAGCGUGACGAUGAUCUCAAUGCUAACAUUGAUCGUGAGCAUGUGAGAAAUAUCGUUGCUGCCAAUGAGGACGAUAGUUGA
This is a messenger RNA of Perkinsus marinus ATCC 50983, 483 nucleotides long. RefSeq lists its product as hypothetical. Bases 1 to 483 code for a protein of 160 amino acids. The transcript has 2 exons. Lineage: Eukaryota; Perkinsozoa; Perkinsida; Perkinsidae. The record is from RefSeq and is a predicted model, not a curated record.